Cyprinodon variegatus (sheepshead minnow) is the source of this 1407-nucleotide messenger RNA. RefSeq names its product E3 ubiquitin-protein ligase TRIM39-like. Gene Ontology annotation, biological process: protein ubiquitination. The record is from RefSeq and is a predicted model, not a curated record. NCBI's taxonomy places the organism in Eukaryota, Metazoa, Chordata, Actinopteri, Cyprinodontiformes, Cyprinodontidae. Gene Ontology annotation, molecular function: protein binding; ubiquitin-protein transferase activity. The coding region runs from base 1 to 1407 and encodes 468 amino acids. The transcript has a single exon.
AUGGCUUCUAGUCCAGAGGCAGAACUUUUCUGUUCAAUCUGUGAUGAAAUCUUCAAGGAUCCGGUUGUUCUGUCAUGUGGCCACAGCUUCUGUAAGGAGUGUCUAAAGAAAUGGUGGAGAAAGAAACCAGUACAAGAGUGUCCAUUUUGUAAAAGAUCUUCAAAAUCUGAUCCACAUUUAAAUCUGAGCCUGAAGAACCUGUGUGAGAUCUUCUUACAACAAAAAGAUCAGAGAUCUUCAGAGCCUGUGUGCAGUCUGCACUCUGAGAACCUCAAACAGCCAAAGUUUCUCAUAUGCAGCGAUUCAGAGAAAAACAAAGAGCGCAAAUUAAAUGAGGCUGUUCAGGAACACAGGAAGACUCUUCAAGAAACCCUGGAACCUUUAAAGAAUAAUCUGCAGCGCAAAAAAACCAUUAAAGAAGAGUUUGAUAAGACAGCAGAACACAUAAAGGUCCAGGCCAAAAAAACAGAGAAUCAGAUUAAGGAGCAGUUUAAGAAGCUUCAUCAGUUUCUAGAAGACGAAGAGAAGAACAGGCUGGCUGCACUGAGACAGGAAGAGCAGCAGAAGAGUGGAAAAAUGAAGAUGAAGUUGAAGCCUCUGAGUAGAGAGAUAGCAGCUCUUUCUGACAUAGUCGGAGCCACAGAGGACGAGCUGAGGGCAGAAGAUGUGUCUUUCCUUAUUAACUACAACACUACAAUGGAAAAAGUCAAGCGCUGGUGCCUGCAACAGGAUCCACAGCUGCACCCAGAAGCUCUGAUAGACCAGGCCAAACAUCUGAGAAACCUUGGCUACACCAUCUCAAGUAAAAUGAAAGACAAGUGGUCCAAUUCUCCUCUUGUACUUGACCCAAACACAGCGGGUUCAGAACUCAUCCUGUCUGAAGAUCUGACCAGUGUAACUUCAAGAGAGAAUCAGCAGCUUCCUGAUGAUCCAGAGAUGUUUAGAUCAAAGUUUUCUGUCCUCAGUUCUGAAGGCUUUAACUCUGGUAACCACAGCUGGAUUGUUGAUGUGGAAGACAGUAAGGGUUGGAUGAUUGGUGUGUCAGCAGAGUCUGUCCAGAAGAGGGAAAAUAUAUAUUCAACAUGGCUUGUCAUCCAACUCCAUGGAGGUAAAUACUCAGCAUGGUCUCCACCAGCUACUCCCACAGUUCUCCCAGUACAGAGUAACCUCAAAUGGAUCAGAGUGAAUCUUGACUGGGAUAAAGGAGAGCUGCAGUUUUUUGAUCUAAACACUAAAACAAACAUUCAUACCUUCAAGCAAACCUUUACUGGCAACAUGUUUCCAUGCUUCACCACUCUGGGUGAAAUAAAGAUGUUACCUGCAGAUUUUAAUCCCCCCCUAUCAAGAAGGAUUACUUGUAAAAAAAGUAAUUGGCGUCCUUAUAAAUAUGUGGUCGUCCCUUCCUGA